Molecule: messenger RNA, 1647 nt
Organism: Pseudophryne corroboree (corroboree frog)
Lineage: Eukaryota; Metazoa; Chordata; Amphibia; Anura; Myobatrachidae
Exons: 5
Coding region: 97-1647 (516 amino acids)
Source: RefSeq, a predicted model, not a curated record
GUAAUAGUUGCCGUCAAUAGUGAGGGUGUGGUGAGGCGGACUGAGGACACGUGUCGCAAGAGGUUCUAUGACAUAAAGCGGCGUGUCAAGGCCAAGAUGGCCAAAGAGGCAAAAUCAGCCCGCAAAACCGGAGGUGGCCCCCCUUUCCGGGCAACCUAUCGGGAGUGGGAGGAGCCUGUGCGGGCACUGAUUCCUGCAGAAGUGGUGUCUGCAACUCAUGUCCGGGAUUCGGACCGACCCACGCAGGAUGUCCGACAGACCAGCCGGCCAGACAGGCCUCAGACAACUCAGGAUGAUGCUGGGAUUGCAGGUUCUGCUUCUGUAAGCCUACCUCCUCUAAGGCGCCCAUCACAGGGCUCGGGGCACUUACCCAGGAGGCCAAGUAAGACACGGCGUCUUGGCACGGAAUCUGCGGCUCCAUCUUCCCCACCCAGGCGGCGCAUUUCUGCAGUGUCACCCCAGCCACCACUGGCACUAUUGGCGAGUCCACAGAGUGAUGAGCCCCGAUCACCUCAGUUAUCUGAGCCAAGCUUGAUGGCCGACGUGGACCAGCAGGGACAAGACCAACAGGCAACCUUCACACUGCAACUAACACCUGUUGACCCGAGCCAGCCAAUACAGCUGCAGGAUAUCCCCCAAGCCUCCAUGAGUCCACAACUGGCACAAGCUUCACCCCAGCCACAAAUACCAGAUGACUUUUGGUCCAGUUGGACAAGCCAACAGGCCCAAAGCAAUGCCAGCCUGACCGCACAUACCCAACACCUUGCCAGUCUGCCCCAUCAUCUACCGCGCAUUAGUCGCAACUCGGGCAGACUGAUUGUCCAAGUAGGCCGAAUCGCAACAUCGAUGGAGCAAAUACGGGCAGACAACAACCAAAUGCUGGCUCAUUUAACGCGCAUCAUUGAUGAGCAACAGCGCCACCAACAAACACUCGUACAACUAAUACAGCACAACCAGGUUGUGAAUGAGUCUUUAUACCGGAUUAACCCUAAUGAAAACCCUGAUGCUAACCAUAAUACUAACAGUAACCCUACCUCUAAUAUAAACCCUAUCCCUAAUGGUAACACUAACAGUUACCCUGCCUCUAAUAGAAACCCUAUCCCUAACACUAACAGUAACCAUACCUCUAAUAUAAACCCUAUCCCUAACACUAACAGUAACCCUACCUCUAAUAUAAACCCUAUCCCUAAUGGUAACACUAACAGUUACCCUGCCUCUAAUAGAAACCCUAUCCCUAACACUAACAGUAACCAUACCUCUAAUAUAAACCCUAUCCCUAACACUAACAGUAACCCUACCUCUAAUAUAAACCCUAUCCCUAAUGGUAACCCUAACACUAACAGUAACACUAACAGUUACCCUGCCUUUAAUGGAAACCCUAUCCCUAACACUAACAGUAACCCUACCUCUAAUAUAAACCCUAUCCCUAAUGGUAACCCUAACACUAACAGUAACCAUACCUCUAAUAUAAACCCUAUACCUAAUGGUAACCCUAACACUAACAGUAACACUAACAGUUACCCUGCCUUUAAUGGAAACCCUAUCCCUAACACUAACAGUAACCCUACCUCUAAUAUAAACCCUAUCCCUAAUGGUAACCCUAACACUAACAGUAACCCUAUCUCUAAUAUAAAAACCUAUCCCUAA